Messenger RNA from Mustela lutreola (European mink), 3720 nucleotides. RefSeq names its product ovochymase 1 (gene OVCH1). The record is from RefSeq and is a predicted model, not a curated record. Lineage: Eukaryota; Metazoa; Chordata; Mammalia; Carnivora; Mustelidae. Gene Ontology annotation, molecular function: serine-type endopeptidase activity. Gene Ontology annotation, biological process: proteolysis.
AUGGAUCCUACCGCUUUGGCCCAUUCCACUGAAGCUAGUAACACAACCACCCAGCAAGGGGAUGGCAGCCAAAGGGGCCUGCCUGUGUCUUGGAUGGGUGACCAGCUUCCUCACUCUGGCUCCCGCCACCUUCCCGGGACUGAGACAGAAUUCCCCUGUGCUGAGCGUUCCAGGCCACUGAUCCCCUUGCUCCCGGGAUCACCGGCGGAGCCCCCCUGCACACCUGUGGAGGCGCGGCGUGGCGGGACGGGGGGGGGGGGGGGCGGCUGCAGCCCGGGGACGACCAAGAGGAUCGGGAGGGUGGGGGUGCUGGAGGGCAGCCGCAGCUGUGAGCCCGGCCGCCCGGGGCAGGUGCGGCCCCUCGGCGUCGGCUCUGGAGUGAAGAGCGCGGCGGGCACUUCCGGGAGGGAGGGUCUGCACCUCGGGGCUCGCAGUCCCCACGCGGAGUGUGCAGCUGCGGCGGAGGAAGCGGUGUCGUCCCCGCGCUCGGGACCAUGCGGGUGCCCGUCGGGCCGGGCGGGGUCUGCGCUCUUGCUCGCUGGGGGCCUCCCGCAAAGCCUGGGACAGAAGUGUGGGAUCCGUGCGGUUGAUGUGACAACAGAAACUGUCUUGGAAACUGGGUUCUUCCUUAGAGUUACUGGUUGGAGAAAUUCAACAGUCGGCGGACAUCCGUGGUGGGUCUCCCUAAAAUCAGGUGAGCACCACUUCUGUGGAGGAAGCUUGAUCCAGGAGGAUCUGGUUGUUACCCCAGCACACUGCCUACUUGGCCUCAAUGAGAAGCAAAUUAAGAGCCUGACUGUGACUGCUGGGCAACACAGCCUCUCCCAGAAGGGUGUACACGAACAGAAGAGUCCUGUCUCAAAAAUUAUUAUCCAUCUUGAGUACCACAGACUUGGACAUAUGAGUUCUAAUAUUGCACUACUCUACCUAGAACACAAAGUUGAGUUUGGAACUGCUGUUCAGCCAAUCUGUCCUCAUAGAGAUGAGAACUCUGAAGCAGGGAUUCUUUGCAUGACCAGUGGAUGGCGCAAGAUCUCAGAGACAUCAGAAUAUUCAAACGUCCCGUGAGAAGUAGAACUUCCCCUCAUGGAUGACAGAAUGUGUAAUAGUGUGCUCAAGCAUAUGAACCUUCCUCUUCUGGGAAGGACAAUGAUGUGUGCCACGUGUCCAGAUGGGAAAAAGGAUGCCUGCCAGGGAGACUCUGGAGGUUCAUUUGUUUGUAGAAGAGACAGUGGAAUCUGAGUCCUUAUUGGGAUAAGUUCUUGGAGAGCUGUUUGGACUAGAGAUUGGACUUCUUUAAGAAAAAAACAUAAAAGGGUAUCGCUGGGCAUUUUCUCCAAGGUGUUUGAGUUGAUGGAUUUUGUCACUCAGAACAUACUCACAGCUUGUAGAUCUCAAGGAACCGUGUUAUUUGGAGAAAAUGGCAAGAUUCGUUACCCCCAUUCCGAAGAGAGAAGAUUUUCUCGUAAUUGCUUAUGUAUGUGGAGAAUAACAGUACCAGGAAAUAAAAUUAUCCUGGUAAAAUUUACAAGCUUAGACAUACAAAAUAAAAUUGGAUGUGACCAUGACUAUAUAUCUUUACAAUCGAGCAAUGGAGUGCUUAUUAUUAGUAAGGUCUGUGGAGGUCUGUUGCCUCCAUCCUUGUUGACAGAGACCAAUGAGGCCACAGACAUUGUUUCUAGGACAGGAAACAAUGGCAGCAGGUUUGAGCUGACCUUUACUGCCAUACAGAAGAACUCAGGAGCAGGCCCAGGCAGGGGGAGUGUGGCUGCACUGGUGGAAGGAAGGACAGUUCACUCUGUCGAUUAUCCUGACUUGUAUCCCACAUGUGUAAGGUGUCAUUGCUUCAUUCAUGCUCCAGAGAAACACAUUGUACAAUUGGAAUUUGAGGACUUUAUCACUGAAUUUAGCCAAAACUGUGUUUAUGAUGUGGUUGUGACUUACAGUGAUCCUGAAGAGGAGCAUGAAUUAUCUAAAUUUUGUGGGAUUUUUAACUUUACUCCAGUAUUCAGUCCUAAUAACAUAUUGGUGAUUCACUGUAAAAGUGAUGGUGAAAAUACCUUCCAGGGCUUCAAGGCUAGAUUUAAUUUUUUGCUCUCAACCACGUUGGAUCAACAUCACCCCUCCACCCACCCCCGAGUCAAUCCCCUGUCUUCUGCAAAAGCUAUUCUGUGUGGCAUCCCUCCAUUUAGUCUCCAGUGGCUUUUGAGAAGAAUUGUAGAGGGGGACGAAGCCUGCCCCCACUGCUGGCCAUGACAGGUGGACGUGAGGUUCCUAGGCAGUCACUAGUGUGGAAAGCCCAUCCUCAACCCUACUUGGAUUCUGACCACAGCCCACUGUGUGCAAUCGAAAAAUAAUCCUCUCUUCUGGACCAUUGUCACUGGACACCAUGACAGAACCCUGAAGGAACCAGUUGAGCAGGUGAGAAGGGCAAAACGCAUCCUGGUGUGAGAAGCCUUUGGUAGACGGAAUCAUAACUCUGACGUCGCCCUGAGAGAGCUGAGCUGUCCUCUGGAGUUCAACUCCAUCGUGAGGCAUGUAUGUCUCCCACAAAGCAUGGAGCCGCUCUUUCCCUCGAAGACUUGUGCUGUGACUGGUUGGGGGAGACUUAGUGAAGACAGCAGCCUAGCAAGGAGCUUCCAACAGAUCCAGGUGCUUGUGUUGGAAAGAGAGGUCUGGGAACGUGCUCACGCCUCUCACCCAGGAGGGCUCACGGAGAAGAUGACGUGUACUGACUUAGCAGCCUCUGGAGGGAGAGACUUCUGUCAGGGAGACUCUGGAGGCCCAUUAGUAUGUAGACAUGAAAACGGUCUCUUCGUCCUAUAUGGCAUUGCCAGCUGGGGGGCUGGCUGUGCCCAGCCAGGGAAGCCAGGUGUAUUUGCCAGGGUGAGUGUCCUCUUGGACUGGAUCUAAUCCAAAAUCAAAGGUCCUGUUUCACUUCAGAUAAGUAAGGAAAGCAAAACAUUACCAAGACGACAGUUGCCACCACCUACUUCAACAGACGAUGCAUCUGGACCAGGUUGUUACUCUGAGGUGGAACUAGAAGAGCCCAGAGGCUUUUUUUUUUUUUUUUCAACUCCAGGAUAUCCAGUGGAUUAUAGAGGAGAACUGAAAUGUUCUUGGGUGCUCAGGGUGUCCCCUAGCAGUAUGGCAAAAUUGACGGUUCAGUACCUGUCACUGCCUUGGUCUCCUGUGUGUCCAGAUUUAGUUAUGACUGUUUAUGAAGAAAACCACAAUGACAGAAGGGUGUCUGCUUUCAGAGGGCUAAAACUUUCAUCUCCUCGUCCGAACACUCUCCAGUGUGUGGAACAACCCCUAGUGACAGUGGUAUUUUGUUCAUUUGUGCAAGGUGCUUUGGGCAUAAGUUACAUUGUUUUUAGAGUCAAAGGUCCAAAGGGCAGUAAAGCUACCAAACUUCUCCAGAGUUCAAAGCAAGAACAUACAGCCACUUGGGAGGAUGUUAUUCUGACUAAACCAGGAGGAAUCAUACAGAUCCCAGGGUAUUCUCACAGAACCACUGUGAGUUGCCACUGGAAGUUAUUAGCCCCUUUACAUCAUGUUGUUUGCCUUGAUAUUAUCAUUCCGAUGAAGCUGACACCCUUGGCCUGUCACGGUCACAUGUGGAUUUAUGAAGGAUUGGUUCAUGCUAGGAAAAAGGAAAAAGGUACAGAGAAGGAGUACACCAUCAAGAAAACAAACACCUUUCCAAGAAUCCCAUAG